AUGAGACGUAUAUUUGUAUUACUUUGUUUUAUAUCUCGCGCGAGCUUCGAAAUGCAAACAGUCCAACAUUUUUAUAUGACGCGUAACACAAGAUCAUCAAACACACGACCCACGAAAACUGGUUACGUUUACACUCAAGUUAAUAACGAACCGCCUAAGUUUUCAACGUUCUAUAACGGAGGAAUAGAAAAAUCAGUAAGGAAGACAGGAAACCGUUUCGACAGUCCAUUGAAAUGGGACGCAAAGAAACUUAAAGACAAAUGCACACAGUGUAGCGACAACAACUAUUACAAUAAAACUUUGAGUGAUACAAAGUUAAAAGAAGGUAAAUCGAAAAGAUCCGAUAAUCUCAACCAGGCUGCGAGUAAUUAUGAACCAAUUUACGACAUGAAUCAUAAUUAUCAUACCGACGAUGAAGAUGUCAGAACUGAUUCCAGGAACUACGACGGCUGGCCGUACCUCUACCACAGUCUUUACGAUUAUGAACCGAUGAAGUAUGACAUAGAAUAUGAAAAGGCAAAAGAUAAACGUUUCAUAGAUGUUGGUGAAAAAGUUAUACCAGUCCAUGAAAAUGUGGACGAUAUUCCUAACAGCCAUGUUUAUUCUGGACCCGAUUAUAAAGAUACGAACGUAUACACCACAGAUAAUCCAGUCUACGGAGACCAGCCGUUCUUCUCAUACGUUCUAAACGAUUAUUUCGACAAAACCAAUGACGAUGAUCCAUUAAAUUUUAAGGGAAUUUCAUGGGAGAAGGAAUUAGAUCAUGAAAAACCUUUUCAAGAUAUCUAUGAUUCUUCAAAACGUAAAAGGCGACUUGAUGACUAUUAUCCAGAAUACACGGAUACUGAUGAUACAAAUCACGAUACUUUGAAAGAAUCAAUCAAUAAAAAGGGCUAUAAGAGCAAUCAUGAAUCAGAAAAAAGCGAAAAUGGUAACAACAAUGAACAUAACUACAAAGGGGACUAUAAGCAAAAUGAACAAAAUUAUAAAGGCUUUAAAGAUUUUGCUGAUGCAUUUUUAAACAGGUUUGGAUCAGAAGACCAUAACAAAGUGGGAAAAUAUUCUAUCAAAGACAACGCCAAUAAAGGCGAGAAAAAGAAAGGAUUCCGUAAUGUUUAUCACAAAGACGAAUAUCAAGAACAUAAUGAAUUUUAUGACGAUAAAAACAGCAGUAUUAAUAAUGAAGAAAAAGGUGAUUCAAAGGUCCGUUUUGGUGGAUCAGAAGCCCUUCUUCGUUCGCAAGCGACAGCAGCUUUAGGAAAGAAUCAAAACGAAAUCAAUAAAGCAGAAAAUAUGGCAAGUCAUAAGUUUGACAAGAAAAUAGCUGACAAAAAACGGCAUAAAGGAUCAGAUACAGACUACAACCAGCAUCGAGAUUUAGUUAGCAAUGCAAUAUUAAAGAAUAAUGCAGACUAUUUCAAUGUUUGA
Molecule: messenger RNA, 1428 nt
Organism: Melitaea cinxia (Glanville fritillary)
Lineage: Eukaryota; Metazoa; Arthropoda; Insecta; Lepidoptera; Nymphalidae
Product: myb-like protein F
Exons: 1
Coding region: 1-1428 (475 amino acids)
Source: RefSeq, a predicted model, not a curated record